AUGUCUACUCCCGAGAGUAGUAGUAAUGCCUCAUCAGUCAGAAGUGAUAAGAACGAGGCCGCCAGAUCUAUCAGAACAACGGGAAGUGAUCACAGAAGUAAUGAUGCCAGCGAAUCAGGAGAUAAUGGCCAGGAAAAGGAGUCCGACACACCUAGGGUUCAUUUCCGAUCAACCACCAACUUCUCGCGCGAUGUACCUCGGCAAUCAUCGAAAGAUGAUAUACAUGCCAAGUGGGAGAAGUUUCAGAAAGAAGACCAGCCUCAUGUUCCUUCAAGACCUUACGCUCAUGAAUCGGCAGAUAUUGCCGAUACGCCCCUGGGGAAUCAAUCACAACCCUCCCAAGAAGAUGGCGUGGCACCCGAUGAAAAGACUCAAGAACAAACCUCAGAGCAAGACAAUAAUAUGAGAGCCAUUCCGGAUACCCUCAACUUCAGCAGCGCAAAGACUCGACUUCGCUCUGCAACUGCGACAUUCAAGCAGAGGGCACGGGUUUGGGGUGAGCGAAUGGGACGCCCUACACAUGGAGGCGAUGAUCUGGGGUCUGGUAUGUACCAAGCAGACUGGGCCACCGGCAGUGAACCGCCACUGUCCGACGUGACAGACGAUAAGCACAAGACUUAUGAGCAAAAGCGUCAGCACCACGCAACAAGUAGUUCCGAGGCCCACCGACUCGUGCGCGACUUGACACAGGAUCACUCUGCCAAGCGACGCAAAACCCGCGGCAGACCCUAUCCCCAUACCGGUAACGAAUUUGUAGGAAGUGAGGAUGAAUCGAGCAUUGAAUCAGGACUGCGAUAUCGAUCCGGAGGUGGCGGAGUCCUAUCUCAGUUGAUCAAACUUCAGGGUCCUCAGGGACAAGGCAGCGCCUCCAGGACUCCAAGCCAGUCAUCCAUAGAGUCUACAUCUAGUGCAGCAACCUCAACGAGUUCUGGGACAACAUCAAAAAAAGAUAAACCGAAAUGGUACAAAAAGCCACCCAACACAUCGACGUCCACGUUGGUCGGAGCAUCGGGCAGCAUGAGUGGAGCGAGUACACCAGUCACAAGCGAGGUAAUGUCGGCUGCUUCAAAACGUCGUGGAAAGCAAUCUGAUCGCAAGGUCCGACUUGAAGACGAAAUUCGAGUGACAAUCCACAUAGCGGAGAUUAUUUGUCGCCAACGAUACAUCAUGCAACUCUGUCGAGCAUUAAUGACCUUUGGAGCUCCAACACAUCGACUGGAAGAGUACAUGCAAAUGACAGCUAAGGUGCUCGAAGUUGACAGCCAGUUCCUAUACCUCCCAGGAUGUAUGAUUAUGUCGUUUGAUGACCCGUCGACAAGAACGACCGAAGUGAAGCUUGUGCGAGUUGCACAAGGGGUAGAUCUGGCACGACUAUCAGAUACCCAUCUGAUCUACAAAAAUGUGAUUCACGAUGUGAUUGGCAUUGAAGAAGCAGUUCAGGAGCUAGACGACGUGAUGAAGAAGAAGCCUCGCUAUAACAAGUUCAUUGUGGUACUUGUAUAUGGACUCGCAACUGCAACUGUGGGACCCUUUGCGUUCAACGCCCGACCCAUCGAUAUGCCAAUCAUUUUCAUCAAUGGAUUACUUGUGGGUGCUAUGCAGCAUCUGGCAGCACCUCGAUCGGUUCUUUAUUCAAAUGUAUUCGAAGUGACCUCGACGGUGCUGACAUCCUUCCUCGCCCGUGCCUUUGGAAGCAUUCCUCAAUCAGUCACCGAUGGGAAAAGACAAUAUUUAUUUUGUUUUUCAGCCAUCGCUCAGGCAUCCAUUGCAUUGAUUCUACCCGGGUUCUUGGUACUCUGUAGCAGUCUGGAACUACAAUCCCAUCAAAUCAUCGCUGGUUCUAUCCGAAUGGUAUAUGCCAUUAUCUUCUCUCUGUUCAUUGGGUACGGAAUCACCGUCGGUACCACUAUCUAUGGUCUUUUGGACAAAGGAGCAGUAUCAGACCUUACUUGCCCAAAGACGGGGGCAUUUCCAAACCCAUAUGUUGCUCGAUUUCCUUUUGUGAGCAUCAUGACUGUGUGGCUUCUGAUCAUCAAUCAAGGCAAAUGGAAGCAGCUCCCACCAAUGACUAUCAUUGCAAUGUCGGGUUAUACCACCAACUACUUCAGCACCAAGAGACUGGGAUCGAAUUCGCAAGUGGCCAAUACAGUUGGUGCGUUCACCGUAGGCAUUAUGGGAAACCUUUACAGUCGAUUUUGGCACGGACAUGCGGCUACAGCUAUCUUGCCAGGGAUCUUUAUUCUUGUUCCCUCGGGACUUGCUGCUACUGGAUCAUUGAUCACAGGUGUACAGUCGGCAGACGAGAUUCGUCAAAAUGUAUCCUCUCAUUCUUCCCCGAGUACUACUCCUGGUGCUGGACUCUCCAAUUCAUCUGUCUUCACUUUGGGAUUUGGCAUGAUUCAAGUCGCGAUCGGGAUCACCAUUGGGCUAUUCAUCGCGGCUUUGAUCGUUUAUCCGUAUGGAAAGCGGAGGAGUGGACUGUUUAGUUUCUAA
This is a messenger RNA of Penicillium malachiteum, 2493 nucleotides long. Its product is annotated as threonine/serine exporter family protein. Gene Ontology annotation, molecular function: transmembrane transporter activity. The transcript has a single exon. Gene Ontology annotation, biological process: transmembrane transport. NCBI's taxonomy places the organism in Eukaryota, Fungi, Ascomycota, Eurotiomycetes, Eurotiales, Aspergillaceae. The record is from RefSeq and is a predicted model, not a curated record. Bases 1 to 2493 code for a protein of 830 amino acids.